Penicillium diatomitis is the source of this 1818-nucleotide messenger RNA. RefSeq lists its product as uncharacterized. Gene Ontology annotation, molecular function: protein binding; histone methyltransferase activity; zinc ion binding. Gene Ontology annotation, cellular component: nucleus. The record is from RefSeq and is a predicted model, not a curated record. Bases 1 to 1818 code for a protein of 605 amino acids. The transcript is spliced from 2 exons. Lineage: Eukaryota; Fungi; Ascomycota; Eurotiomycetes; Eurotiales; Aspergillaceae.
AUGCAGGGACUCGCAGCGCCUUGGAUGGCCACGACUUCCACUUAUCCCGACAUUGUUGAUCUGACGCGGGACGAUGCACCCAUGGAUAUUGACAAUGCAAAUCCACAUUCGCAGUCGACAAACGGACUCUCACAGAACGUGAAGCCAGAGCCAUCAAAUGAGUCGAUCACUUUCGUCUCCAAGUUAGCUCACAGGGCACCAUCCUCAAGUCCUCAAAACCCCAACGCCAGCCAGAUUGGACAUGCGGGAAUAGAACCUCCACGUCUGUCUGCUGGAUCUGGGCCUACAGCUCAACCGCAUCUUCGCCACCAGCAUGAAAAAGCCACAGACGAGCGCACUCCUGCCUCCGUAUCUACGACUUUCAUUCCUUUCGUUUUAGGGAAACGAAAGAGUCCUGAAAUCGAGAGUUCGGACCAGGGGUCAUCGAUCAUCAAGGCCGUCCUCCCUACCGGGAACCAGAACGGCCCAGAAGCCUCGGUGCCACCUCUUAGCGCAAAAGCAUUGGGCAAAAGACCCAUGCAUAGCCUCAGAACGCCAAGUCCGCGAAGAGAUGAGGCUGCUGUAAGUGCAGUGAGCGUGGUGAUACCAUCUCCCUCAACUGGGCAAAAGGAUCAACUUCUCGCUGCUGCCAAAGUGGAAUUCACGGGGCUUAGCGAAGAGUAUUUCCCAACGGGACGAGAGGAGCAGGCCAAGAGCAGACUUCGGGCGUAUCCCAGUCUCAGUCGGUCUACCCCGAACAAAAGGAUGGUUCCUCUCACGAUGACUGCACCCGCCCAACUGGGGCCUUUGAAGAGAGUUCAUACUUUCUCCAUCCAGAAGAAUGUCCCACCACCCCCAUCACAGCUCCCUCGAUCUACGCGGAGUCCGACUCCAUACUCGCUGAGUCAAGAGCCGAUGAGUCGGGCUUCCAUUGCCAACUUUUUGCGCAGGAAACACCGCAAGAAGCUCAAGCGAAUUAGCGGUGGGCCCGAUACUAGGUUUGAUGUCGACGAUGAGCGACUGGCUACUCUAUCCGCCAACUUCUUCUUCAUCGGAGAUUAUCGCCUAGGGCCUGGCGUGAACCCCGUCGCCGACGACUUUCUCACAGGCUGUGAUUGUGGGACCAAGUGCGACCCCCAGACAUGUAGCUGUUUGGUCGAGGAACUCGAUUCCGACGAGCUGAUUGUUGCCUAUGAGCGACGGCCUUCGGGGACGAUCGUGUUACGUGAGGACUUUAUGGAUCGAAAAGCAAUGAUCUCUGAAUGCAGUUCCCGAUGCCACUGCGCCGGCCAUGAUUGCUGGAAUCAUGUCGUACAACGCGGCCGCCAAGUUCGCCUCGAGGUCUUCGAUACAGGCAAGCGCGGACUGGGCUUGCGAAGCCUAGAGCCCCUGGUCGCGGGCCAGUUCAUUGAUUGUUACUGGGGGGAGGUGUUGACCAAGGAAGCUGCUGAUGCCCGAGAGGCCGCCCGUGAGGGUCAACCGUCCUAUUUGUUCAGUUUAGAUUGGCUCAUCGCAGAGGGAGAGAGCCAUCUCUCACACGAUGACUGCUAUGUAGUCGACAGUCUUAGGUUUGGAGGCGCAUCGAGAUUUAUCAACCACUCCUGCAACCCGAAUUGCAAAAUCAUUCCCGUCUCGGUGAACCGCUUGGCCGACCACCGGCUGUAUUAUCUCGGUUUCUUUGCGAUUCGGGACAUUCCCGCCAAAGAAGAAUUGACCUUCGAUUACCAUCCUAAUUGGGAUGGUUCCAAGCAAAUCGAUCCCAGCGCGGUCAAAUGUCUCUGCGGCGAACCGAACUGCCGAGGUCAACUAUGGCCCAACAGCCGAAAGAAGGGCAAUUAA